AUGAGUUCUGCAACGGGUAGAUCACUAGAUGCCAAGAGUGCGACGAUCUGUGCUGCGUUGGAGAUCCCUGAAAGAGAAAAUAUCGGCCGCGUUCCAGUUAUUCAUGACAGGAUUCUGAUUCGCCUCCCGGACCCUAGAUCCGCCUGCCGCUGCAAAAUCGUCUGCCAGCUGUGGAGGUCCGUCAUCUCCGAUGCCUCCUUCAACCGCCGUUUCGUUUCUCACCGCCAGAUCAUGACUCCGGGCGAUCUCAAAUCCGUCGUCCUCAGCUUCCUCGCUCCGAUGCCUAAUGGGGUUAAAGACCGAGACGCGCUCAGAGUUUUGCACUGCGACAAGGACCUGGUUCUGUGCGGGUUUUGGGAUAAAGCUUGCGACAAUGGGGAACACAGCAGAUCGUACCUCGUCUGCAAUCCGUUCACGAAGCAGUGGCAUGAGAUUCUGAUUCGCCUCCCCGACGCUAGAUCCGCCUUCCGCUGCAAACCCGUCUGCCAGCUGUGGUUCUCCGUCAUGUCCGAUGCCUCCUUCAACCGCCGCUUCGUUUCUCACCGCCAGAUGAUGACCUCGGACGAUCUCAAAUCCAUGGUACUCUGCUUUCUCCCUCCCCACUUUCAUCAUUGUUAUGGAGUUAAAGACCGAGGCGCUCUCCAAGUUUUGGAUUGCGACAAGGACCUGGUUUUGUGCGGGUUUCGGGAUACAGAUUUCAAGGACAGGGCACAGACCAGAUCGUACCUGGUCUGCAAUCCGUUUACGAAGCAGUGUUAUGAUCUCCCCCCAGCGCCCAGGAAGUUGAUAAGGAUUCUAUCAGACUAG
Linum tenue is the source of this 807-nucleotide messenger RNA. Lineage: Eukaryota; Viridiplantae; Streptophyta; Magnoliopsida; Malpighiales; Linaceae. The record is from the annotation of a GenBank genome assembly.